This is a messenger RNA of Pleuronectes platessa (European plaice), 2857 nucleotides long. RefSeq names its product PNKD metallo-beta-lactamase domain containing (gene pnkd). The record is from RefSeq and is a predicted model, not a curated record. Lineage: Eukaryota; Metazoa; Chordata; Actinopteri; Pleuronectiformes; Pleuronectidae. Gene Ontology annotation, molecular function: hydroxyacylglutathione hydrolase activity. Gene Ontology annotation, cellular component: mitochondrion. The transcript is spliced from 9 exons. The coding region runs from base 28 to 1104 and encodes 358 amino acids.
CGCUCUCCUCUGCAGGGCAAUGGCGGAAUGAUGCCAGCGGACCUGACGGCUCUUACCGCUGCCGCUUCUCUCCUCUGCUUCCUCUGCGUGUGUUUCGGCUACCGACGAACAGGACGCGCGCUGUGGAGGAAGCUGUCCACGGGCGUCAUGGCGCGCACCGGGAAGCCGCUGUUCCGCAUCGCGUACGCACUGUACACCAGCACCAGACUGGGCUCCAUGUACUACAAGAGGCAAUUGAGAAAAGCCCGGGAGCAAUACCCCACUGGACAUUCCACCGCUCGCCCCACGCUGCUCAAUGAUAUUAAGAUAAUCCCCAUCCCAGUGCUGUCUGACAACUACAGCUAUCUGGUCAUUGACACAGCCUCCAGUGUUGCAGUGGUUGUUGACCCUGCAGACCCUCAGACAGUGCAGGCUGUCCUCGAGGAAGAGGGAGUGAUGUUAGAAGCAAUACUCUGCACACACAAGCACUGGGAUCACAGUGGGGGAAACAAAGAGUUAAAAAAGCUUCACAGCUCCUGUCGAGUUUAUGGAAAUGCAGCCGAUAACAUUCCUGGCCUCACGCACCCUCUCUCACACAAGGAAUCUGUAACAGUUGGCCGUAUGCACUUUAAGGCACUCUUCACUCCUGGACACACAGUGGGUCACAUGAUCUACCUCCUGGAAGGACAAGCGGCCGGCUCCCCCCCCUGCCUCUUCUCGGGCGACCUGGUCUUCCUCUCAGGAUGCGGGAGGAUGUUUGAAGGCAACGCGACAACAAUGCUGUCAUCUCUGGACACAGUCAGCGCUUUAAGUGAUGAUACGCUAUUAUGGCCGGGUCAUGAGUAUGCAGAAGACAACCUGCUGUUCGGCGCUGAGGUUGAGCCACACAACACUGUCAGGGAAAACAAAUAUCAGUGGGUGCUGCAGCAGCGAGGCCAGAAGCUGUGCACGUGUCCCUCCACUAUCGGGGAAGAGAAGCUGUACAAUCCUUUCCUGCGCAGCCACUCUACUGACCUCCAUCUGACCCUGGGCCUCCAGCAGCUCCAGGACGAGGACUGGACCCAGUACAGGGCUCGUGUGCUGGAGGGGCUGCGGAAACGCAAAGACCUCUUCAACAGGAAGUAGUACCAGCGGGCGUUCACUUAACAGCAGGGAACACAGCGGCGAGCUCACCGGGGACAGUGGUACAAAAAGCAGUGGUUUGAAGUAAUAAAAUCAUUAAGGCUGGGCUCAGAGGUACUGUACAAACACCUGACCGAUUUGGAAUGUUCAAAGGGUCAUAUUUAAUAAUUUUUUACAUGUAUCAACCUGUAGUGAACCUUAGGAUAAAAUCACACUUUUGUUAUUGCAUAAUCUAAACUCUAAUAAUCCUGUUACCUCUCCACAUGCGGUACAUUGUGGUAAUUCUGUGUUCAUAGACAGAGUAGUGCUCAUGUAUUGCCUCUUUAAGAUGCCUUUAAUAGAGGCAUAAACCAUAAUGUAGUACUGUCCUGUCUUUAGUAGUAGGUAUAACCAGAUUUUUCCUUCUGGUGUGUGGAACACCGGGUGGCCACGUGAGGUACUGUAUUGUCUACUACACACCCUGGUUUGUUUUUAGGACGAGUCGUCCAAACCUUUGGGAAGAUGCUGUAUUUGAUUCGAUGGUUUCACAUUCAAAUGCUGCUGAAGAGUAAUAAGCUUCUCUGUGGAAUAUGUGACUUUUUGACUUUUUGAUUUUAAAUUGUUAUAACAAUUGUUCUGAUAGCAACAAGAGGCGUUUCCUGUUUCAAGCGCUUUGGUGCACAACAACAGGCUGAGUCCCAACAGAGCCGAGCAAAGUGACUUCAGGAACUUGAAUCUGGUUUUAAAGGAGUGAGACCAGUCGGAUCUUUGUUUCAUCAUCACAUAGCCUGCAGAAAUUUCAUAAUAGCACACUCAACAUUCCACCAUUUGUCCCUCCUCUGUCAUUUUUUACCCUUAAAUGCAUCUUCUGCUAAUCUCUCCUUAUAAUCAUUUUCACAUAAUUUACAAUUACAGAGCCAUGUCUCAUGAUCUAGCUCAUUCCAGCUCACGUCAACUUGCCAUGGAAUAAUAAUAAUAAUAAUUAUAAUAACAACACGCCUUUGGUUUUGGUACAUUUUUUAUGAUAGCAAAAAUAUGAGGGAAAAAGUUGUACCCUAGCCUGAGAGGUGAAUGGUUUUUUUGCUGUAUCAAUGAGCCAAUUUAGUUUUGACCUGAAACACAUCUGCUAAACAUUACUUAAUAACAGUGCAUGUGAUUAUUUGCCCUGAACAUUUUAUUCAAUCUUUCACUCAUGGAAACAUGGAUCUAUGUGCUAGUGGGCCAAAGGUGAAUCAUAUGUCCAGUCAAGACUAGAAGAAUUGAAUGUGUCUCCCAGAAAAAUACUUUCGCUGAACUUAUUGUACAUUUAGAUUUGUAUUUUUGAAAUGUUUGCAGUGGCACUACAUAGACAGAGAGGUAUUGCAUUGUUGUGCUUGACUGAAUUGUUGGAAGAGUCUGUCAGUGUUUGAUAAGUCACGAUGAAGGUUAAGGUACAGACCGACGUUGAAUCAAGUUCUUGAUGGUUGAUGGUUAAAAUUUGUCAGUUUUAAGUUAUUAAUUAGUUAUUAAUAUUUCGUUAUUCAUUCCUACUUUGACCCUCAAAUGAAGGAAUGUUUUAUAAACCUGUUAAAUCCCAAAUAAAACACAUUUUUAAUAUUUUGAAGGCUCUUUUAUACUGUGACUGUAUAGAAGAGGAGUUAUUAGUUAUCUAUUGCAAUAAACAUUGUCAUCUGUUGCUUUUCCGUGUCUUUAAAUGUCUCUCUUUCUGAAAGAGCCUCUGUCGAGGUGGCAAUGGGUCACAAAGCAAAGAAAUAAACCCUGAAACUUUUGACAUGAA